AUGGCAAUGCUGGGAUUUUAUGGGAUGAAUAGAUUCAACCAGAGCCCAUGGAGUAAAGUUCAGUGCGAUAUGAUUCUAGCAUUCCUCUCAUUUGCAGAGUAUUUCCGACCUAGAUUCUUUCUUUUAGAAAAUGUUCGGAACUUUGUUUCGUUCAACAAAGGGCAGACCUUCCGACUAGCAGUAGCAUCUCUUCUGGAGAUGGGAUACCAGGUCCGGUUUGGAAUUCUAGAAGCAGGGGCUUUUGGUGUUGCUCAAUCUAGGAAAAGGGCAUUCAUUUGGGCUGCUGCACCUGGAGAGACUCUUCCUGAUUGGCCAGAGCCAAUGCAUGUGUUUGCUAGCCCUGAGCUGAAGAUUACGCUGCCUGAUGGUCAAUACUAUGCAGCUGCCAGAAGCACUGCUGGUGGAGCACCUUUCCGAGCAAUAACUGUUAGAGAUACAAUCGGGGAUCUGCCUAAAGUGGAAAAUGGUGCCAGCAAACUCACACUUGAGUAUGGAGGUGAGCCUGUGUCUUGGUUCCAGAAGAAGAUUAGAGGGAACAUGAUGGCACUGAAUGAUCACAUAGCCAAGGAGAUGAAUGAGCUGAACCUCAUAAGGUGCCAGCACAUUCCGAAACGACCAGGUUGCGACUGGCAUGACCUGCCUGAUGAGAAGGUGAAACUGUCCAACGGCCAGAUGGCGGACCUGAUACCUUGGUGCCUGCCCAACACUGCCAAGAGGCACAAUCAGUGGAAGGGUCUGUACGGGAGGCUGGACUGGGAGGGCAACUUCCCCACAUCUGUCACAGAUCCCCAGCCAAUGGGCAAGGUCGGCAUAUGUUUCCACCCUGAACAAGACAGGAUCAUCACGGUCCGCGAAUGUGCUCGGUCUCAGGGCUUCCCUGACAGCUACGAGUUCACGGGCAACAUCCAGAGCAAGCGCAGGCAGAUUGGCAACGCGGUGCCCCCGCCUCUCGCCUAUGCGCUCGGGAGGAAGCUGAAGGAAGCCGUCGACGCCAAGCGUCAGGAGGCUGGCGUGGCUGCGCCUGCACCAUGAGAUUGGUAUUCAUCCGGU
Setaria italica (foxtail millet) is the source of this 1050-nucleotide messenger RNA. RefSeq names its product DNA (cytosine-5)-methyltransferase 1B-like. Gene Ontology annotation, molecular function: methyltransferase activity. Gene Ontology annotation, cellular component: nucleus. The record is from RefSeq and is a predicted model, not a curated record. The transcript has 6 exons. Bases 1 to 1032 code for a protein of 343 amino acids. NCBI's taxonomy places the organism in Eukaryota, Viridiplantae, Streptophyta, Magnoliopsida, Poales, Poaceae.